Molecule: messenger RNA, 3385 nt
Organism: Calypte anna (Anna's hummingbird)
Lineage: Eukaryota; Metazoa; Chordata; Aves; Apodiformes; Trochilidae
Gene: DDIAS
Product: DNA damage induced apoptosis suppressor
Biological process (GO): negative regulation of intrinsic apoptotic signaling pathway in response to DNA damage
Cellular component (GO): cytoplasm; nucleus
Source: RefSeq, a predicted model, not a curated record
ACUUCCGGCUUCCGGUCUCGCCUCAGAGCGGGGUUUGUGGGUGGCUUUUUCCCGGGCCGGGGCGGAGGGGAUGGGACACGGGGCAGGGGGCACGGCCGCCUCGGGCACCUUCCGCCGGUCUCUCUCGUGUGGACCUGAGGCCACUUCCACCACCUGCCUGUUCCCUUGCCCGGGUAAAUUGAGCUUCACUGUUUUCCUUCAGCGCCGUCUCCUGGGGCCGGGAGGCGGAGACUGGGACUGGUGGCACGGAGGGGCCCCUCGGUGAGAACGGCAGCGCCUCGGGACUGUUUGAGGCGAUGAGCCCACUAGAGGGCAUCGGACACUGAUGGAAAUCAGGGUGAUGCUCUGCACCCAUGAACACUGUGAGAAGACUUCUUUCUGCCUCUGUAAUUUCUGUCCAGAACUCCUGCUUCAUCUAUCCUGCCUGUCAGAAAUGCUUUUCUAGGGUGAUACUGGAUUCUAGGAGGUUCAACUGUCUAAAAUGUGGCUGCACAGGUGAAGCUAAAGCUGCCAGCUACAGAUAUAGAUUGUCCCUAAGGAUUGCUGACACCAAUGAUUUGUUUGACAUUACUGUAUUUGGAAGUUGCUUAGAUCCAUUCUUUGGUGUCACUGCAGAAAACCUGCAGAGGUAUAUUCAAGACUUCAAUCAGCUGUCAGGAGAAACAAACACAGAUGCAUCUCCAGAAUUAUUAGUUCAAGCAGUGGAAACCUGUUUCGUUGGAAAAAGAUUUAUUUUUGGAGUGAAGGGUUGUGCAAGUGAAGAUAGAGGGCAUUCUGCUGCCAGCAGCAUCUUACAAAACCGUUCCAGAAUUAAUAGAAGUACAAAGAAAUUUACAGCUUGCCAGAUCUUCCUGCCAAACACUGCUGUUACUGGCUUUACAGUUAUCAGCUACUUCCAUCGGCUCCUGCAGUCAGCAAAAUUCAGGAGCUGUAAUAGCAGCUCAAACUUACCUGAUGCAUCUUCAGCUCCAAUAGAUGAACCUGUCAGUGAGCUCAGCAGCUUGUCCAGCCUGAGCAGGAACUCCUGUUUUCUUCAGUCUAGUGGCAGAGAAAGUUUUUUAGGGUCCUGGCAGCAGUCCUUCAGCCUGACUUCAUCUGUUGCUUGGGUAACAGCAGAAGACUUUCCCACUCUGGAAGUGGGAAAGCUGGAGAGUGAACAGCAUGAAGAAGAGGGGAAGCCUGUCUCUGCAGAAUCAUGCAGUGUAAUUCUCAACAAUCAAACUCUUCAGGAUUCACAGUUUUGCAGCUCUCCUGUGAAGGAAGGGGAUAAAGAGGAGGCUAAUGAAUUGAGUUCACAGCGCAGUCAGACUAACAGUAUUUCUGCAACUGAUAGAUUAGAGAGAGUAUCCCCUUCAGAGUCUGAAUGUUCUCAUGGAAACAGUUCCAGGCUGUUACAACAUCCCCUGGAAUUACAGGUAAAAAACAUUUACCCAAAGACUAAUAGAAAUUAUUCUUACCUAGAAAAAUCCCAGAACUAUUUUUAUAAGAGGGAUGUUUCAGCUUCUCAUCAUGUAAAGGGAGCUGUAGUGUCUCAGAUGGACUCUGUGCUUUGGGAUGAGCUCCUGCUCUCAGAAAGCCUAAAUGAGAUUUUAGCCAGAACAGAAGAUUGCAAGAGUAUUGUAACAUCACCCAGCCCUGAUGUAGGCAAACAUACCCUGCUUGAAAGUACCAAGUUUGGUGUAAAUCUUAACAAAUCAUAUUCCAGUCAAACUCUAAUAGCUGAUGAUUUGCCUGAAGUGAGUGUCUCAGGGAAGUUCUUGCCACCAGCAGAGAGUGAUAGCUGGGAGAGCAUAUUGUUUGCUUGCCUUCACUCAAAUUUAAAUCCUCCAAGCAAGGAAAUCUCUCAGUGGGAGUCUUCUGACAAGGUCUGUGGAGCAUCUUGCUUCAUACCUGGUCCUCAUCUACCUAUUCUGUCACAGUCCUUGCCAGUUACAUCAGAGCCUUCCAUUUCUGAGAGAAGGGAUAUGCAGACCAAAGAAGCAAAUGCUGCCAUUUCAAAGUCAGCUUUGUCUUUUAGCAGCCUGCAGCAUCCUGCUGAAUGUGGCAAAACCUCCUGUUUAAAAAGGAACAAGGCAGCUACCUGUGUGCAUUCUGCACAUGGUAGCUUUUUAGCUGGUUGUGAAAAUAAAGAAAAUUAUUAUUCUACACCAAACCAAAGAACAAAUGUUACAUUGACAGAGGCAUGGGACUCUGGUCCAGCAACUCCCAACAAUACAAGGAUAUAUAAAGGAGAAUUAAAACCAUUGGCAGAAGUGUCAGAAAAUACCUUCAAAAGUGUUAACAGGGGAGAGAUGCUGUGGAAAAACAGCUUCCCUGAAGGCAGCUACAAUGCUUCUGCUGAUCUCUUUGGUGCAAGUGCAAGGGAGGCAGCAAAACCUGUAGAAUUCUGUAAUAGAUCAUGUAAUUCUUUAAUCCAGGAAGAUGACAUGACAGAAAAGCUCACAGCUCCUGAAUUGGUGCUUUGUCCAGGAGAUGUUUCCCAUAACAGUUCAAACCCAAGGUCAUCCCUGCACAGGUUCACUCUGGCUUUUAGUAAGCACAGCACACCAGUAAUUUGUGAUUUGGAAUGCAGUUCAGUUGAUGCUCAAGACUUUGUUCCUUAUUCCCAGUCAACUCCUAUGACAAAACCUCUGGAGACACUGUGGCCUGGUGGGGAAAGAAGCUCUUUUGACACUUACUUCACCCCUAAAAAUCCCAUGAAAAUCCAUUCCAAACGCAAGCGGUGCAGGUCUGGCUUUCAGAACACUCUGUUGCAGCAGCUUACUGGCAGGUUAGUGGAACCUGGAAAGUCAAGUAACAGGGAAGACAAAGGAAGUAAUAGCUCUGUUUCACUGCAGUCCCUUAAUAGCCAACUGCCUGCUAACUCUGAGGAGUGGAUCCCUCCAUCUGCAAGCAAAAGGAUGAAACCAACUCCAACUUUAAACUUAAGAACAGUCAGCUGGACCAGUGACCUGCUAUUGACCUGUGGGCACACUGGCAGGAACCCUAAUUCUGAAAGCAAAGAGAAGAGUGAGAAUGACACAGGUUUCAGUAGUGAGAGAUUAAGCCCUGGGGAUACAGCCAGGAUUCUAACAACUCCUGUAUCUGCAGGUGCCACCAAGGCCUUAUUUUUAAAUGAUACAGUCCUGAAAACAUGUUCCCCUUCAGAAGGCAAGAAUUUCCUCUCAAGUGCAAAUUCUUCAGGAAGUAUUUUGGAAGGGGGAAUUGGCUGGUCUCCAGAGUUGUUCUUCCGAACACAGACUUCUUUUUCCAACAAGCCAAAAUACUAAAAGAAAAAUAUUCUGUGCUGUGUUGUUUUUAAUAAUUUUUCAGACUUUUGGGAAUGACCCAGGAAAAAAAGGAGCUAUUUAACUAUUAAAUUGUUUACAUGCCUAUUGGGAUAUGU